Molecule: messenger RNA, 600 nt
Organism: Penicillium taxi
Lineage: Eukaryota; Fungi; Ascomycota; Eurotiomycetes; Eurotiales; Aspergillaceae
Exons: 1
Coding region: 1-600 (199 amino acids)
Cellular component (GO): mitochondrion
Source: RefSeq, a predicted model, not a curated record
AUGAAGUCUACGUUUUCAUUGUUCCUCCGUCAUUUCCGACUUCAAGCCACAUCGCUCAAGGCUCCGUCACGUCGAGGCCUGUCGACUCCUCCACCUCCUUCCCCAACAAACUCCCAAUCUCGCCUACGCCGAUUCAAUGACCGCCUGCCACUCUUUCUUCGAACAUACACAACCCCGUUGCUGGGAGCACCAGUGACUCAUGUCACUUCGUUCUUGAUCCUGCACGAAAUCACUGCCAUUGUUCCACUAUUUGGUCUAGUCGCUGCGUUUCAUUAUAACAACUGGAUUCCAGACCUCGUAACUGGAUCUGACGAAAACAAUGCCUUUGAUGAAGGAGCUGCACGGUUUGGACGCUGGCUGGCGAAGAAAGGCUGGGUCGAUGAAGCAGACGUCACAACCGUUGCCGAGCAUGAAGCUUCUGCACUUGGAAAAGAGCGCGCAGGUGUGCGAUUAAUACUCGAGUUCGCCACAGCUUAUGCGAUUACGAAGGCUUUAAUACCUGUGCGAAUAAUAGCUAGUGUCUGGGCAACACCUUGGUUUGCAAGGACAAUCCUUACCCCGACCACGAAAGCUAUUCAAAGGGUACUAGGGAAAAGCUGA